Messenger RNA from Arthroderma uncinatum, 5349 nucleotides. Its product is annotated as chitin synthase. Gene Ontology annotation, cellular component: cell septum; myosin complex; cell periphery. The transcript has 4 exons. Gene Ontology annotation, molecular function: chitin synthase activity; cytoskeletal motor activity; ATP binding. NCBI's taxonomy places the organism in Eukaryota, Fungi, Ascomycota, Eurotiomycetes, Onygenales, Arthrodermataceae. The record is from RefSeq and is a predicted model, not a curated record. Bases 1 to 5349 code for a protein of 1782 amino acids.
AUGGCGAACCGUAUGUCCAUCUAUUCGGCCCUGUCGUCGGUUUCUCAGGACCCUCGAUCAGCUGGCCAGCAGCCAGCCCAGGUUUCCACGACGACGCUGUUGAAUGCGCUUCACACUGCCUACGCCUCUGCACAGGGAUACCAGCUUGAGGCCGGAACCAGCUUGGUGGUCAACACAUGGCUCACCACCACCACCCCAGGUCCUAACGGAGAAGUUGGCGGAACGCUGGACGCGAGUCUGGCAAGGAGAGCCUGGGAGCACGCUCGACGAAGAGCAGAAGAUGGAUGCAUCGUUUUAUGCUCCUCACAUCAAUCUUCUCCCUCCCUCUUGUUUCCCAUGUUAGCAUCUCUACCACUCGCUACGCCAGAAAUCGCAUAUACCGCCAUCUCUGCCAUUCGCCCAUUCGUCUCUCAAGUCACCCCAUACAACCCCACUGCCCUCCAAUAUUCAGCUCUCGCAGUCUCCUAUACUUUUACCUUGACCGGCCGUGUCACGGACGUCCAGCUAGCAGUGUCUAAUUCUGGCAUCAACACUUCUCACGGCCUAUUCAACAUCCCCGCUGAAGCCGGUUACCGGGCCUUUGACGUCUUUUACUACCUCAUCACAUCCUCAUCCACGCCAGCGGAGAGGGAAUUCCUAGGCAUUAACGACCCUUCCACCUGUGCCCUUCUUAGUAAAUCCGGCACAUUCGAUCCCCCAUCCUACUUGCCUACAGCUGACGAUGCUGCUGCUGCGGAAGACUUCCGGAGUUGCCUGAAGGCUAUUGGAAUCAAAGGUGCCGCUCAGAGGAACCUUCUGUCUGUCCUGGCCGCUCUGCUUAAACUCGGAAAUGCAAUGGGCCUGUUGGUCGAUCAAGAAGAGAUCGAGGAUGUCUGUGAAGAUGUUGGAGGUCUCUUGAACAUCGACCCGCUCAUCCUUCUUAAGAACUUCAACACGGACGAACGAGAGGCCUUGAUGGCCGGUAUCUACGAUGCAUUGUUGGACUGGAUUAUUGCAAAGGCGAACGAGGCUAUUCACAACGAGAUCAUCUCCAUCCACGAAAACGGCUCGAGUGACGGGGGACCCCGCACUGCCUUGACUGAGGAAGAAACCGCCGAUACUGUCGGCCUUACCGUUGUCGAAAUCCCGGACCCUGCUCUAGGAAAGGCAAUUGCUCUCAGAGGCGCAUUCGAUGAUACCACGGGUAUCAACGCUGAGAUAAAGGAGGAUGGAAUCGAGGUUAUUGGCCCAGGUCAUUCAGUUGUUAGUGAGAUGAACGCUGCCAAAGCCGAGGUCGGAGUACACUUGGGUAUGACUGAUAAUGCCGCUUCCCGAGAAAGGGACUACUUUAAUGAUAAAGUUGAGGGAGUCUUGGAGAAAAUCGGCGUUGAGGUGGAACCUGGUUGUUUCUUCCGUCAAAUUCUAUACCCUGUUCCAGGACAAGGGGUUAGACAUGGCCAGACGAAGCGUUUUGACCUAGUCAAUACCCUUGGAAGCAGCAGAGUCUGGUAUCACCUUUCUAUUCAUCCAACAGACGACCCACCAGCUGCUCUUGCUGCCCUACCCUCGGCUACCUCUGCUUGGUCUGCCGGAACCGUCUCGCGCCAACUUCGUGCUUGGAGACUCCCAGAAGUAGCAAACCGUCGAAACAAACGAUUGGAUUUUACGGCAGACUUCGACGUUGAGGAGUUCGUUAUCAGAUAUUCUCCCCUCGGUUGUCAGGAAGGAAAAGAUGGUGUCGAGAAUUGGAUUCUUGAACGAGGAUGGUCAAAUGGUGACGUGGUCGUCGGUAAUGAGCGCAUCUGGAUGAGAGAAAGUGCCUGGUGGGAGGCCGAAUCCAUGCUCGACCUCAUGCCCCAACAGGCGAACGCCAACCCGUUUAAUCCAGGAAUGACCAGCAAUUUUGACUCAGGUUACACACCUAGCCCGCCAGGUUUGAACCCUGCAAUGAACCAGAGUGGCUUCUUCACCGCCGACGGCAUGAGCAUCCAAGGAAGCCACGAACACCUUGUAAACAGACAGGGCCCCGGAACAAUAGCUGCGACAGUAGUUACUGGCACAGGAGUCGCUCAAUCAGUUGCGCCCACCAUGAACAGAGUCUCUAGGAACGUUGGUGACUAUGGCCUGGGAGCCAAAGGAGACGACAUUAAGUACGACGACGCCUACUACGAUGAAAACCUGGGUCGCUUUGUCGGCCAACUCGACCCUGAAUUUGCCGACCCUAAAAGCAUUGAACAUGAAAGGAUCACUUUCAGUCGUCGGCUGUGGAUUGCAUUUGUCUGGGCGAUGACUUUCUGGAUUCCAUCCUUCGUCCUCCGCUAUGUCGGACGGAUGAAGCGACCGGAUGUCCGCAUGGCAUGGAGAGAGAAAAUUGUUCUCGUGUUUUUGAUUAUACUCUUGAACGCUAUCAUUGUCUUCUACAUUGUCGAGUUUGGCAAUCUGAUUUGCCCUGGUAGGGACAAAGUAUGGGACAGCACAGAAAUCGGUUUCCACCAAGGUGAAGAUGAUACAUUCGUCAGUAUCCGCGGUCAGGUCUAUGAUAUCAGCAAGUUUGCAAAAACUCCGCAUACAUCAGGCAGAAAAUACCCAACCGACCGGGAAGCCAUGCAGCCAUUCGCUGGCCAUAAUCUUGACGCCUAUUUCCCCAUCCCAUUGACGUUAGCCUGCCCUGGUUUUGGCAUUAAGUCGAACAUUGAACUCAUCCCCAACAACACCGAUGCCUCUUUAAACCCGAUCGCUAUUCACAAGUCUGGUCCCAACCAACCUGAUAUAACUCUUAAGCUUCACAAUGAAGAUUGGUAUCCAAAGGUCUUCCAACCCGUGAUUAAGGAAUUUUACAAGGGUGACUUGGUUUGGUCCAAAAAGAAUGUCACAGCCCAAGCAAGGGACCUUGACAGGAAAUGGGUUAUCAUCAACGAAAAGGUCUACGACUUGACUGAUUACUUUAACACUCUUGACAAAAUGGACAGUUACCCCGCGUAUGACUUCUUACCACCUGUUGUCACAGAUCUAUUUAAGAAGGAAGCCGGAACCGAUAUCACAAGUCUAUGGGGCGAUACCACCGAGUUCAAGAACAGCAUGAAUUGUUUGAACAAUCAAUUCUAUGUUGGAAAGACCGAUUUCCGUGAGACCCCACGUUGUCAAGCGAACAAGUACAUCCUUUUGUCGUUUACUAUCGUCCUUUGUGCUGUUAUUCUCAUAAAGUUCCUUGCUGCCCUGCAGCUUGGUACUAAACGUCGACCUGCGAUGCAAGACAAGUUUGUUAUCUGCCAGGUACCAGCGUACACCGAAGGAGAGGACCAACUCCGCAAAGCCAUUGAUUCUCUCACUGCGCUCCAAUACGAUAACAAGCGAAAGCUCAUAUUCGUUGUCUGUGAUGGUAUGAUCGUUGGUGGUGGUAACGAUAGGCCUACUCCCAAAAUUGUACUCGAUAUUCUUGGUGUCGAUCCCAAAAUCGAUCCCCCGGCUCUCCCAUUCAAAUCCGUCGGUGAAGGAAGUGACCAGCUUAACUACGGAAAGGUGUAUUCUGGCCUGUAUGAGUACGAAGGCAACGUGGUCCCCUACAUCGUCGUCGUCAAAGUCGGCAAGGAAUCAGAACAGUCCAAGACCAAGCCCGGAAAUCGUGGAAAGCGUGACUCCCAGGUCCUUCUACUCAGGUUCCUUAACCGUGUCCACCACCGCUCCCAUAUGUCGCCGCUCGAGCUGGAGAUAUUCCAUCAGAUCAACAACGUCAUCGGAGUGGACCCUGAACUGUAUGAGUACCUUCUCAUGGUUGAUGCCGAUACUAGCGUUAGGGAAGAUUCUCUUAAUCGGUUAGUUGCAAGUUGUGCAAACGACGCGAAAAUUGCAGGUAUCUGUGGUGAAACCAGUUUACAGAACGAGGAACGAAGUUGGUGGACUAUGAUUCAGGUCUACGAAUACUACAUUUCCCAUCAUUUGGCCAAAUCUUUCGAAUCUCUUUUCGGCAGUGUUACCUGUCUUCCUGGAUGUUUCUCCAUGUAUCGACUCCGUACCCAAGAUAAAGGGCGUCCAUUGAUCAUUUCUGAAAAGGUCAUUAGCGAGUAUGCUGAUGUACGAGUUGACACCUUGCACCAGAAGAAUCUGUUGUCCCUAGGAGAAGAUCGAUUCUUAACGACACUGAUGACAAAACACUUCCCUCACAUGUCCUACAAAUUCGUGCCUGAUGCGUAUGCAAGCACCGCUGCUCCAGAAACGUGGCAGGUUCUCAUGUCCCAGAGACGACGUUGGAUCAACUCUACCAUCCACAAUCUCGCUGAACUUAUGCUCCUGAAAGACCUGUGUGGCUUCUGUUGCUUCAGCAUGAGAUUCGUUGUAUUCAUUGACUUGUUCGGAACGCUCAUCCUCCCAGCCACAACCGUCUAUCUUGGAUACCUUCUCUAUCUCGUCGGCUCCCACAAAGGACAAUUCCCAUUGAUUUCCAUUAUCUUGAUUGCAGCUGUAUACGGUCUUCAGGCUGUCAUCUUCAUCAUCAAACGCCAAUGGCAACAUAUUGGUUGGAUGAUCAUCUACCUGAUGGCGUUCCCCUUCUACAGUUUUAUUCUCCCCUUGUACUCCUUCUGGAACCAAGACAACUUCACAUGGGGUAACACCCGUAUCGUUAUUGGAGAGAAGGGUGACAGGAAAAUUAUUGCUGUCGAAGAUGAGCACUUUGAUCCUAAGAGCAUCCCUCUCCAGAGAUGGGACAACUACGCUCUUAUCCAUAACCUCCCCGGUCGCAGAGGCAAUCCAAAUGCACAGGAGAAGGGUAACCUCCCAGGAUACAAUGACGAAUCGGCCGUUGAGAUGGAUGACAUGCAUUCGAUGUAUUCUUCCGUGAAGCCAGCAUCAACGAUCCUAACUGGUUUCCCGACUCAGGGGGCUCAACAAACACCCUACGUCCUUCCUCAUUCUCCAAGCCCAUACAGCAAUCUUCCUGGAAAUAGGAGCUCGCAUAUGUCUCACCUUACUACCUACACGGACCAACCUCAACUAGGUGGCCGAGGCUCUCAACAUCUAUCCGUAGGUAACUUGAGCCACUAUCAAGAUAACCCAGCCAAUGCCAGCCGCUUGAGUGGCUUCGGUGUACCGGGCUCUGAUAACAACUUUGCUCCAUCCCAACGCCUGAGCAUGCGAAGCCCCAUGCCGCGACCCGCCAGUACCCUGGUGGACUUCAGAAAUGCUCCUGGACAGGGUCCCGACGAGGCCGCUAUUACUGCUGCAAUUCAAGGAUGUCUAGGAGAAGUAGAUCUCGACACCGUCACAAAGAAACAAGUUCGUGCCCUUGUUGAACAACGACUUCAAACGACUUUGACUGGAGAAAAGAAGGCUUUCCUCGACCGCCAGAUUGAUAAUGAACUUGCCAAUAUGUGA